Drosophila innubila is the source of this 1481-nucleotide messenger RNA. It is a transcript of the gene Pgk, whose product is annotated as phosphoglycerate kinase. Gene Ontology annotation, molecular function: ADP binding; phosphoglycerate kinase activity; ATP binding. Bases 96 to 1343 code for a protein of 415 amino acids. Gene Ontology annotation, cellular component: cytosol. The record is from RefSeq and is a predicted model, not a curated record. Lineage: Eukaryota; Metazoa; Arthropoda; Insecta; Diptera; Drosophilidae. The transcript is spliced from 3 exons. Gene Ontology annotation, biological process: glycolytic process; gluconeogenesis.
AUUGCCGCACAGCUGUGUUUCAAGUCGCUCUGUUAAUUCGCACAAUCCGUAAAGUAUCCAGAAGUUUGUUAAAAUACAACUCGACAAACAUCAAAAUGGCCUUUAAUAAACUGAGCAUCGAGAAUCUGGAUCUGGAGGGCAAACGUGUCUUGAUGCGUGUUGACUUCAAUGUGCCCAUCAAGGAGGGCAAGAUCACGAGCAACCAGCGAAUUGUUGCCGCCGUGGACAGCAUCAAGUUGGCGCUGACGAAGAAGGCCAAGUCGGUGGUGCUCAUGUCCCAUCUGGGUCGUCCCGAUGGUAACAAGAACCUGAAGUACACGCUGGCUCCCGUUGCCGACGAGCUGAGCAAGUUGCUCGGCCAGAAAGUCACAUUCCUCAACGAUUGUGUGGGCGCCGAAGUCGAGGCUGCCUGCAAGGAUCCCGCUGUGGGUUCCGUGAUUCUGCUCGAGAACGUGCGCUUCUAUUUGGAGGAGGAGGGCAAGGGUUUGGAUGCCAGCGGUGGCAAGGUCAAGGCCGAUGCCGGCAAGGUCAAGGAAUUCCGUGCCAGUCUCGCCAAGCUGGGCGAUGUCUAUGUGAAUGAUGCCUUUGGCACCGCACAUCGUGCCCACAGCUCCAUGAUGGGUGAUGGCUAUGAGAAGCGUGCCGCCGGCUUGCUGCUCAACAAGGAGCUCAAGUACUUCUCCCAGGCCCUGGACAAGCCACCAAAUCCCUUCCUGGCCAUUCUCGGUGGCGCCAAGGUCGCCGAUAAGAUUCAAUUGAUUGAAAACUUGCUCGACAAGGUCAACGAGAUGAUCAUUGGCGGCGGCAUGGCCUUCACUUUCCUCAAGGUGCUGAACAACAUGAAGAUUGGCGGCUCUCUGUUCGAUGAGGAGGGCUCCAAGAUUGUCCAGAAUCUGGUCGAUAAGGCCAAGAAGAAUAAUGUUCAACUCCAUUUGCCGGUCGAUUUCGUUUGUGGCGACAAAUUCGCUGAGAAUGCCACAGUGAGUGAGGCAACUGUGGAAAGUGGCAUUCCCGAUGGUCACAUGGGUUUGGAUGUGGGACCCAAGAGCCGUGAACUCUUCGCAGCGCCCAUUGCACGCUCCAAGCUUAUCGUCUGGAAUGGUCCACCCGGUGUCUUUGAGUUCCCCAACUUUGCCAAUGGCACCAAGUCCAUUAUGGAUGGCGUUGUGGCUGCCACCAAGAAUGGCACCGUUUCCAUCAUUGGCGGCGGAGAUACGGCCUCCUGUUGCGCCAAGUGGAACACUGAGGCUCUUGUCUCUCAUGUCUCCACCGGAGGCGGCGCUUCUCUGGAGCUGCUCGAGGGCAAGACACUGCCAGGCGUUGCUGCUCUAUCCAAUGCCUAAGCCUGACCAGCUUCAACUCAACUGCUAUCUAAUUCAAUCUCUCGGAUAUAUUAUAUGUUAAUCAUGUCGUUGCUGCGCACGAUGUUGUUUAUCUUUUAAGCCCCAAAGUUCAAUAAACGAAAUUUUAAGUUAACAAAA